Cladophialophora carrionii CBS 160.54 is the source of this 663-nucleotide messenger RNA. RefSeq lists its product as uncharacterized. The transcript has a single exon. The record is from RefSeq and is a predicted model, not a curated record. Lineage: Eukaryota; Fungi; Ascomycota; Eurotiomycetes; Chaetothyriales; Herpotrichiellaceae. The coding region runs from base 1 to 663 and encodes 220 amino acids.
AUGGCCAAUUCAGACGAACUCCGCGACCUAGUCAAAGGUCAGCUUAUCAGGAUCCAGAUCUCGAACGCCGCGGUGUUCAAAGCCGAUUGCAGUGCGAUCCUCGAAACGGAUCUACGAGAGUUUGUGCGUGGUGCCGAAGGCGCCUCUGCCGACGCGGGAAUCCUCGUGGGGGCACGCGUGACCAGCUUUCGGGGGUCCGACGACCGCCUCGCGAAAGUGAUCCAGGCAGGAGAGGCUGGUGAACCCGACAACGUCGUCGCCGUCGAUUUCAAAACCAUCAUACCCGUCGUCAGCACGUUCGGCAAAGACGGUGGUUGCUACCACUACAAAAUCAGCUGCACACGGGUCCAGAAACAGAAAUGUGCGGCACUCAUUGUGUUUAAUCCCGCCUCCCCACACUUAGUCGCGGUAAUUCCCAUGUUCUACCUGGAAACGAGCAAUCGAUACCUAGACCGCAGGGCCGACUCGACCCCAUUCACAGCUAGAAAGAUCCCCUACUUCGGCGGGUUCAUCGAGCUAUUUCCGCUCGAGUGUACGCCCUUUAUAAUGCCCAUCGCGUUCGCCAGUCGGUCGCUCGACCUCCUCCGUCAAUUUGCCGCGGGCGAAAUCUCGACUUGGUACGCCCGAUGGGAUCCGUGGGGUGCGAUCGUGGCCAUCUACUGA